AGCACUCAGAGCAGACAGCACCAUGUCCAUCCUCCCUGCUCUUCUCUGCCUUGGGCUGAGUCUAAGCCAGAAAACACACGUGCAGGCAGGGACCCUCCCCAAACCCACUGUCUGGGCUGAGCCAGGCUCUGUGGUCCCUUCAGGGAGCACCGUGACCAUCUGGUGUCAGGGGACCCAGGAGGCCCAGGAGUACUGUCUAUAUAGAGAUGAAAUGAAUAUACCCUUGGACAGACAGAAAUUAAUCAAGCCUGACAACAAGGCCAUGUUCUUCAUCAAACAUAUCUAUCCAGGGAGAUAUUAUUGUAAAUACCUCAGCCCCACUGCCUGGUCAGAAUGCAGUGACCCCCUGGAGCUGGUGGUGACAGGAUCCUACAGCAAACCCAACCUCUCAGCCCUGCCCAGCCUCAUCAUGACCUCAGAAGGGAAUGUGACCCUCCAGUGUGAUUCAUGGCUGGGAUAUGACAGGUUCAUUCUGACUAAGGAAGGAGAAGACAGGCUCUCCUGGACCCUGGACUCACAGCGAGACCCCAGUGGGCAGUUCCAGGCCCAGUUCCCUGUAAGCCUCAUGACCUCCAGCCACAGGGGGACAUUCAGAUGCUAUGGACAUUUUUGGAAUUAUCCUUAUAUGUGGUCUUACCCUAGUGACCCCCUGGAGCUCCUGGUCUCAGGGCUGAGUCUGGGCCAGAAAACCCACAUGCAGGAAGGGCCCCUACCCAGACCCACCAUCUGGGCUGAGCCAGGACCUGUGAUCCCUUCUGGGACCCCUGUGACCAUUGGGUGUCAGGGGACCCUGGAAGCCCAGGAGUACUCUCUGUAUGAUGAAGAAAUGCUUACAUGUUUGGACACACAGAAACCACUGCAGCCCAGUGACAAGGCCAAGUUUUUCAUGAAAGACAUCUCUGCAGGGAGAUAUUAUUGUAAAUACCUCAGCCACAGUGGCUGGUCAGAACACAGUGACCCCCUGGAGCUGGUGAUAACAGGAUACUACAGCAAACCCAGCCUCUCAGCCCUGUCCAGUCCUGUUGUGACCUCAGGAGGGACCGUGACCCUCCAGUGUGGCUCACAGAAGGUAUUUGACAGGUUCAUUCUGACUAAGGAAGGAGAAGACAGGCUCUCCUGGACCCUGGACUCACAGCGACACCCCAGUGGGCAGGUUCAGGCCCUGUUCACUGUAGGCCCUGUGACCCUCAGCCACAAGUGGACAUUCAGAUGCUAUGGAUAUUUUAGAAAUCAUCCCCAGGAAUGGUCUCACCCCAGUGACCCCCUGGAGCUCCUGGUCUCAGAAGUCUCUGAGGAUCAGUUCCACAACCCCAUGGAGUCACAACUUCAAAACUCCUCGGACCACCAGGACUACACACUGGAGAAUCUCAUCCGGUUGGGCAUGGCUGGACUGAUCCUCAUUGGGUUCGAGGUGCUGCUGUUUCAGGCUUUGAACAGUGAGUUUAGGACCCAUGAUGGAACUGAGAUGUGAGCACAAAAGGGACAGGGCACCAUUGAGAGUUGGGGGAACCAUGGAGCCCAUCUGAUGACUCAGGAGGUGCGGAAGGACAGUCUGGAUCACAGGUGGGGAGACUGUCUGCUGAUGUGUCCAGGGGAGAGAACAAGGUUUGGGUGCAGGGAGUGUCUGAGUGCUCCCUGUGCAGGGCUCUUCCUCCAUUAAAUGUCUGU
This is a messenger RNA of Phyllostomus hastatus (greater spear-nosed bat), 1668 nucleotides long. Its product is annotated as leukocyte immunoglobulin-like receptor subfamily A member 5. Lineage: Eukaryota; Metazoa; Chordata; Mammalia; Chiroptera; Phyllostomidae. The record is from RefSeq and is a predicted model, not a curated record. Gene Ontology annotation, biological process: cytokine-mediated signaling pathway. The transcript is spliced from 9 exons. Bases 23 to 1471 code for a protein of 482 amino acids. Gene Ontology annotation, molecular function: inhibitory MHC class I receptor activity.